Molecule: messenger RNA, 1201 nt
Organism: Tripterygium wilfordii
Lineage: Eukaryota; Viridiplantae; Streptophyta; Magnoliopsida; Celastrales; Celastraceae
Product: endo-1,3;1,4-beta-D-glucanase-like
Exons: 7
Coding region: 76-795 (239 amino acids)
Molecular function (GO): hydrolase activity
Source: RefSeq, a predicted model, not a curated record
CCGUAUAGGAAGGAGAUCCGCCGAUUUUGAGAAAGUGUAGUGUGAGUUUUGGUUUUCCGACUAAGAGAGCGAAGAAUGUCCGGACCGGAAUGCUGUUCAAACGCACCAACACUGAACCCAAGCAGUGGAUCAGGUCACGUCGAGAAGCUUGGAGGCCUAAACACCUAUCUCACUGGUCCUGCUGACUCCAACCGCGCUGUUAUUCUUAUCUCCGAUCUUUUUGGAUAUGAAGCUCCAAAGUUAAGGAAGCUUGCGGACAAGAUUGCAGCAGCUGGAUUCUAUGUGGUGGUUCCAGACUUCUUUUAUGGGGAUCCCUACGUGGCUGACAUCCCUGAGAGGCCCAUACAAGUUUGGGUAAAAGACCAUGGACCGGACAAAGGGGUAGAAGAUACAAAGCUAGUAGUUGAAGCUUUAAAGAGUAAGGGUGUGUCUGCCAUUGGGGCAGCAGGCUUUUGUUGGGGAGCCAAGGUAGUCGUUGAAUUGGCGAAGCCUCAGUUUAUCCAAGCUGCAUUGAUGUUACAUCCUUCAAUGGUUACUGUAGAUGAUAUCAAGGGUGUUGAGGUUCCCAUUGCUAUACUUGGAGCUGAGCAUGACAAGUUCUCUCCACCGGCUCUCUUGAAACAAUUUGAAGAGGUUUUAGCUGCCAAAAAUGAGGUUGAGAGCUUUGUCAAGGUAUUUCCCAACGUUUCACAUGGCUGGACCGUGAGAUACGAUGUCAAUGAUCCAGUAGUUGUGAGUGCUGCAGAGGAGGCACAUCAAAAUAUGCUGGACUGGGUCAGCACAUAUGUUAAAUGAGGAACUAAUGAGGCGAUACCGCUCUUACAUGGAUUCCCUAUGAGGUCUGGAACAGUCAGAAGAAUUAAUUCGUGUAUGAUGUGAGUUAAAUGCUUAGGAAACACCUAUCAUUCUAUUGUAUUCAGUGUGUGCUUGAUUCGACAUAUAGAUAGAGCUGGGCUGUUCCCAGUAUCCUUCUGUGUGCAAUAAUAAUACUUGUGACAAUAAGUCUGGUAGUAAUAUGUGCUCCUCCAUGGUUGGUUUGGUUGUUUUGUCUGCAUUUCUACAGGUUAUCAUAUUUGACCCGACUAAUAUGUCGGACGGGUUUGCGCGUGCCUAGUGCAACUCGAGUGUGAACUUAGUGGGUUGUCUAAAAGAUACGUUUGCUGAGUUGUUCUCGAUUAACAAAGAAAGAGUUCCCAACAAA